Messenger RNA from Diutina rugosa, 714 nucleotides. It is a transcript of the gene CYT2, whose product is annotated as cytochrome c1 heme lyase. The record is from RefSeq and is a predicted model, not a curated record. The transcript has a single exon. Gene Ontology annotation, molecular function: holocytochrome-c synthase activity. Gene Ontology annotation, biological process: cytochrome c-heme linkage. NCBI's taxonomy places the organism in Eukaryota, Fungi, Ascomycota, Pichiomycetes, Serinales, Debaryomycetaceae. Gene Ontology annotation, cellular component: mitochondrion. The coding region runs from base 1 to 714 and encodes 237 amino acids.
AUGCUGGCAAAUUGUCCUAUCGAUCAUCUGGCAGCUUCACAGUGCCCUGUUGAUCAUCCACCAGUCAAAGAAGAGCCGAAAUGCCCUGUUGAUCAUGCUACUCGUGCCGCCUGGGUCCUGAGCGUCCAAGUUGAGAUCCCCGAAGCUGUCGAGAUUCCAUCAGAAGGUUGUGAUUCAACAAAGAUCGACAAUUUGAUCGGUGAUGUUACCAAACUGAACGUUGCCCUUCCUACUGAUAGGGAAAUAUCGUCAAUUCCUCGGACCAGCUCAGGGACGAACUGGGUCUACCCGUCUCAAAAACAAUUUUACGAAGCCAUGCAACGAAAAAACUGGAAUCCCAAUGCCGAUGAUAUGAAAACGGUGGUUCCUAUCCACAAUGUGGUUAAUGAACGCACUUGGAAUCACAUUAUGAUGUGGGAAAAGGCUAAUAUCGAGAAUGCCAAUAAAAAGUGUGGCGGUAUUACUUUAACGUCAUUCAAAGGAGACUCGAAAAAGUUGACUCCGAGAGCCUGGUUCCGAUCGACUUUUCUCGGACUUCCCAAACCUUUUGAUCGUCAUGAUUGGCGCAUCAAUCGGUGUGGUGUUGAGGUUGACUAUGUUAUAGAUUUUUACGGGAAUGCCACUGCAAGUGGUGUUGAGUUAGACGUACGACCAAAGCUUAACAGCUGGGAGGGAAUUAAGCUUCGUCUUUCCCAUGCUUUGGGAUUAGAUUGA